Linum trigynum is the source of this 3270-nucleotide messenger RNA. The record is from the annotation of a GenBank genome assembly. NCBI's taxonomy places the organism in Eukaryota, Viridiplantae, Streptophyta, Magnoliopsida, Malpighiales, Linaceae.
CAUGGAGUUAAGCCAAACCAGAAAAUCAAAGAAACGACUCGUAGUCGGAUACAAAUGAAGGGCCUUUGUAGCCACCAAAUGGGCUAGCCUAUUACUAUGCCGACCUACAAAUCGCACACUGAACCCACUUUGAAUUGAUAAGCACUGCACAAUUUCUUCAAGGAGGGCUCCAAUUCGGCUGUCUCUAGUAUCUGACUGGUUGAUUUUGUAAAUAGCCGCCUUGGCGUCACCCUCCAGUCGUACUGCCGUAAACCCGGAUGCCGGACACCAGAAAAUUGCCUCCCAAAGACUGAGGACCUCAGCAGUCAAAGGAUCAACAAUCCCGACAAACAAUGUGUUUCAAAUGAAAUAGAUCUUUUUUCCUUAUAACUGAAGAAAGGUAUCUUUCUUGUCAUAUAAUUAUUGCUAUCUAGGAGUUGGAGGAGACCACAAUGUGUGUCAAAGUUUCUACUACAUAUGUUGAAGAGGUAUUUAGGACAAUUAGAUAGUUAACAAAUAUAUAUUUUUUUUUUACGACAAGAUUAAGUGAACGAAAAAUGAUACAGAGUGUUACAUGUUGUGAGUUGAAACUCAUGUUGUUUUUCUUCAUUGUGUGCCCCAAACAUAUGCAAACUAGCUAGCCUAUAAGUUAGUAUAUGAUCAAACAAACUUAGUAAUAGAUAUAUGUAUGACAAAUAUGCUUUUAAGGAGAAUAAAUUUCAUUGAUGUGUUUCGAAUUCUUAUGAGCCCUUUAUUUUAGUUGGUUUGACCUUAUAAAUUGGAUUGAACCAGUUGAGUGGUGGCUCACUUGUCAACAAUAAACGCCCAAACUGGGGUCGAGUUAGAAAUACAAGUCUUGAGUCUCAACCCUUGACUAGUGUUUUCAAGCGGUAGUCAGAAUGGUCGAGUGUUGAAGCUUGCAGAAAGCCGUUUCCCUUCAAACCAGUCAAAACCACAAAAAAUGAUUAAAAUUGCAACAAAUCAGUGGUCUAACCAAAUUGAUUGGUUUGAAUCUCUUAGACAGAAAGUUCCGUCUUGAUCGGCCAAACCUUAUUAUGGAAAAUAAAGCAAAUAUACACAUCUUUUAGGUUUAGAUAAUAUAUUAAUUGUUAAAUUAUUGUAUGAUAUAAUCAAAUUAGUAAAUUACAUUCAAAUUAUACAAAUAUUAUUAAAUUAUUACCAUAAAUGAGUAUAUAUUUUUUUUUAUAUCUUUUGCAUAAAACGGGUUAAAGCGCUCAAACUCCAAUCCGACCAAUGAACUUAAAACAAUUUAUUUCACCGAUUCAACGGAUUAAACCAAUUUGACAACUUUGCUCUUGUCAAGGUGGCAAAAAAAUACAUUCAGAUCUAGGGUUUCCAGUAAGAUAAGUAGAUAACCCACCGUAGGCAAAUAUCCAUACAUUUACCGCCGGAGUUGCUAGUUAGCUUCCCCAGUUUUCCUGCGGCAGUAACCCAGAAGGCGUGGUACAUUCAGAUAAUAGCUUCGAAACAAUGGUUCAGCGGCUCACUUAUCGGAAACGCCAUAGUUACGCCACCAAAUCCAACCUGCACUGCAUCGUCAAAACUCCCGGUGGGAAGCUGGUCUAUCAGACCACAAAGAAGAGAGCUAGUGGCCCAAAAUGUCCCGUCACUGGGAAGAGGAUCCAAGGGAUUCCUCAUUUGAGACCUGCUGAAUUACAAGAGGUCAAGACUGUCUAGGAACUGCAGGACCGUGAAUCGCUCAUAUGGUGGUGUAUUGUCUGGCGGUGCUGUCAGGGAGAGGUAACCUCCACCAGUUUUUGCUUUCCAUUGCUUUGAUUCCAACUUGAGGUUUUUCUAAGAAGAAACAUCUGACUUGAGUUUGAACUUAAACCACGAUUUCAUAGGAUUAUUCGAGCCUUUUUGGUGGAAGAGCAGAAGAUUGUGAAGAAGGUUUUGAAGAUUCACCAGGCGAAGGAAAAGCAGGCCUCUGAAGAGCUAAGAGCUGACAGCCUUAGGGUGGGAGAGUCUUUGGGAGUUUACAAGACACAAGUUUGACAGGAAUUUUGAUGUAAUUGUUGAAGGUGUUAUGAUUACACAGAAAGUUAGAUGCACUCAACAUUUAGCAUGUUUUGGUGCCCUUCGCGGCAGCCAGUUAUGUUGUUUUUCGUUAUUAUCCCUUUGAGGGAGUGAGAUAUACUUUGUUGAGAGUAUUAUGAACGUGCCUAGUUAUGCAGUAAACGAUACUUAAAUGUGAUUUCCAAUUCAGUUGCAGCAAGAAUAUCACACUCAACUUCCAUAAAAGAUAUCAUGCAUGGCCGAAAUGCUUAGAACUCUGCCUUAGUAGAUGGAUUAUACUUCCCUGCUUACAUGAAUGGUUCUGUUAGUACUUAGUAGAGUAGGCUGAAAUCGCAUCCCAUUACUGAAACUUAAAAAAAGAAACAUUUGUCAAGAGUGGGAUUUGAACCCACGCCCUUUCGGACCAGUACCUGAAACUGGCGCCUUAGACCAACUCGGCCAUCUUGACAUUAACGUUUAAUUAUGAUAACCUGCGUUUUAAUAUAGAUGCUGAAGCAUCAGACACAUAAAGACAUGGAGGAUAAAUUGAAAUAGGAAUGUAGCAAGGGGACUUUAGUUAUGGUCAUUUUCUUUGUAAGGACAAAAAAAAGUAGGAAGUAGGAACCACUAGUUUGAUGAAGACUAAAAAUAGUUAUCCUAUUAUGAUAUUAUAUAUAUCAUGGAUGAUAAAAAAAAAAACAAAUCUUUACUAAAAGUAUUUAUUCGUCAAGUUUGUAAAUUAAUAUAUAUAAAGCUCAAACAGAUUUACUGUUGGCUAAUACUUCCAUUUGAUUGGACCAUCUGUUUCUUAAUAAAUUCAUUUGAUUGGACCAUGUUUAUGGGCUUUUAUCAUGUAUCCGCUCCGUUUUAUGUUUGCGGCUAAUUAAUUGGCGAAACUGAAAGGGAAGACAAUUUUGAAUAUUAUGGGAGAAGAUAAGAUUUUGGGGAAGAAAAAGUGAAUGGGUGGAGCAAGAUUGUCAAACCGGUUAGCAAGUGGUAUGAUUUGAAUGGGAUACAAUUGGUUUAUAUCAAUUUAACAUACUAUAUAAAAAUAUGAAAAACUAUUAACAUUUAGUGAACAUAUGUGAAUACAAUCUACAUUCAUAUAUUGUUUUAACAAAAUAUUUGAAAUAUGACAAAUCAAUAACAUUAACUGAAUUCAAUAAUCAUAUAUAAAAACAUAAUUGAAUACAAUCUACAUUCAUAUAUAAAUAAAAUACAAUAUUACAAAUAAAAUAACAAAUACUCAUAUUUAAAUACAAUAUUUAACGUGAA